Messenger RNA from Eruca vesicaria subsp. sativa (arugula), 1000 nucleotides. The record is from the annotation of a GenBank genome assembly. Lineage: Eukaryota; Viridiplantae; Streptophyta; Magnoliopsida; Brassicales; Brassicaceae.
AUGAAUGAUCUGAUGACGAAAUCGUUCCUAAGUUAUGUGGAACUCAAGAAACAAGCCAAGAACGAUCUUGAAUCAGAGCGUGACGUGGAGAAAGGCGAAGCCAAUGAAGAAACUCUCUCUACGGGUUUCUUCGCAGAGAUCGAGUCCAUCAAAGCCCUAAUCGAAGAGAUCACUCAUCUCUUACACGAUCUCAAGCACCUCAACGAAGAGACCAAGUCCACGCACAGCGCCAAGAUCCUCCGCGGGUUGAGAGACAGGAUGGAGUCCAACAUCGUCGCCGUCUCACGCAAGGCAAACGCAGUCAAAACCCUAAUCGACGCCAUCGAGACCACGAGUUUCAAGGAAGGUUCUUGCACGGACAGGACACGUGUUGCGAUCACGAACGGUGUUAGGGCGAAACUGAGAGAGACUAUGGGAGAGUUCCAUCGCUUGAGGGAGAGGAUCUUUGCUGAUUACAGAGAAGAUCUCAAGAGUAAGUAUUUUUUAGCGACUGGUGAAGAACCAAGUGACGAGGACAUGGAGAAGAUGGUGUCUGGAGAGGGGCUUGUGAAGACGUUUGAAGUGAAAGCUGAGAUGGAUUUGGAGACCAAAGAGAGACAUGAAGCUGUGAAUGACAUUAAGAGGAGUCUUAACAGGCUUCACCAAGUGUUCCUCGACAUGGCUGUUCUUGUUGAGACGCAAGGAGAUAGGGUUGAUGAUAUUGAAGCUAAUGUGGCUGUUGCAGGGAGCUUUGUGAGUGGAGGGACUAACAGUUUGUUCUAUGCGAAUCAGAUGAGGAAGAAGAACAGGAAAUGGGUUGUUUGGGGUUCGGUUUUGGGUGUUAUCAUUCUUCUUGUGUGUUUGAUCUCCAUGCUUGCUUCUCGUUGAAGUGUGUUUUGGUGGAGAUUUGCUGCUUCUUUUGAUUAGUCUUUGAUGGAAGCUUGAUACAUUUUUUCAAGUGUAUUGCAGACUUGCAGUGUUCUAGUUUACUUUCUCAUGGCUUUGUAUCAGUGACGUCCAG